AUGGCUCCCACUCUCACCGAUCGUGAGCAGGAGCUCCUGGGCCAUUCCUGGCAGUCUAUGGAGACUCUUCCUGUGAUUGAUCUCGAUAAGCUCGCUCGCUUGGGUGGUUACAAGACCAGAGCUUCCGCCAACACUGCCUACCACAAGCUUAAGGCCAAGCUUCUGAGCAUGAACAAAGCCGAAGACGAGGAUGAGGAUGGUAAUGCUGAUUUCGACGCCGACGCUGAGGACACUCCCGUCGCUUCAUCCUCCGCCGCCAAGAAGGGCCGCGGUAAGAAGACUGCUGUCAAGGCUCGAGAACCCGAGACCGAUGAGGACGACGAGUCUGAGACCGUCGCCGUCAAGCCCAAGCCCAAGGGCAAGGCUACCAGAGCCGCUGUCGCCAAGGCCGGCACCACUAAGCCUGUCCCCAAGCGCCGCAGCACCCGUAACUCGAUGAAGGCCAGCAAGUCUCUGGCCAAGGAAGAGUCGUCCGAGGACUCUGAGGAGGAGGAGGCUCCCAAGCGCAUUACCCUCAAGCAUGGUACCAUCAAGUACCCCAAGACCGAGGAUGUCGCUGCUGUCCUUGGUGCUGCCCAGGACCCCGCCGCUGACUCUGAGAAUGUCGCCGCCACCAACAACGUCUUGAAGCGUGCCGCCACCGAGCCUGGCAGUGACUUUGAGGAGUUGGCCGAGCCCAAGCGUGUCAAGGUCGAGCCCACUGGUACCGUCGUCGAAUCUGUUGAGGCCACCACCGUCGUCGUCUCCACCGACCCUCCCGUCGAGACCUAUGUCGUCGCCGACCCCGACGCCGUCGAUGUCACCACCGACAUCACCAUGGUUACAGAAGAUGGCUCUGAUGGCGUUGACGUUCCCUCUGAUGUCGCCUCCGCUGCCACCAGUGUCGAUGCCCAUGACAUUUAA
This is a messenger RNA of Aureobasidium uvarum, 903 nucleotides long. The record is from the annotation of a GenBank genome assembly. Lineage: Eukaryota; Fungi; Ascomycota; Dothideomycetes; Dothideales; Saccotheciaceae.